Molecule: messenger RNA, 333 nt
Organism: Anisakis simplex (herring worm)
Lineage: Eukaryota; Metazoa; Nematoda; Chromadorea; Rhabditida; Anisakidae
Source: the annotation of a GenBank genome assembly
AUGCUGGGCAAAAGUCGUGGUGGACACUCGUUCAGGCCAUAUUCACCAGGACGCACAAAUCUGUUGUCGCUUCCACCACCGAACGUUUGUUACAGACAGCCAAGUUCGUUCUAUCACGGAACGCAAAAAAACGCAAAGGUGCACGAAAUGAUGUUUCGGCUCAGACAAGUCGCUUACGAACAACUCAGGCGUUCUGGUGCUGCACUGCUUCGACAAAAAGGAGAAGAAGAAAAAAUUAAAUACUUAGAACGAGUUGGAUAUCUUUUUUGCCGAAUUUAUUAUCCGAUGAGUGCCGAUGUGACGUUGAACGUUGAAGUACCGUAUGAUGAUCAU